Molecule: messenger RNA, 590 nt
Organism: Belonocnema kinseyi
Lineage: Eukaryota; Metazoa; Arthropoda; Insecta; Hymenoptera; Cynipidae
Gene: robl
Product: dynein light chain roadblock-type 2
Exons: 4
Coding region: 269-562 (97 amino acids)
Biological process (GO): microtubule-based movement
Cellular component (GO): cytoplasmic dynein complex; centrosome; cytoplasm
Molecular function (GO): dynein intermediate chain binding
Source: RefSeq, a predicted model, not a curated record
UGGAUUAUGGCUUAACGCUUCAUUUCGGAACCCUGGUUGCUACGAGCAACCCUAAUAAACCAUCGUCUACGUAAAUGCGCUAUUACAAGCUCUCAUAUUAUUUAUAAGACAGCAUGAAUUCAAGUUUAUCAAUAAUAAGUGUUCAAUGAACAAAUCUGACAAGUAGGAGCGCGUAGUAAUUAAUUGACGCGAAAAAAGAUCACAUUCAAAUUGCUAGACUUCUGUUGAAAUUAGUGAUAAGGCGAAGAUAUAUAUUAAUGAAAGAACAAUGGCUCAAGAGGUCGAGGAAACUAUGAAACGCAUUCAAUCUCAUAAAGGAGUUGUUGGAACAAUCGUUGUUAAUGCAGAAGGUAUCCCUAUAAAGUCGACCUUGGACAACACAACGACAGUACAAUAUGCUGGAUUGAUUAGUCAGCUCGCGGAUAAGGCUCGUUCAGUGAUUCGUGAUUUAGAUCCAACAAAUGAUUUAACUUUUUUACGUAUACGCAGUAAGAAACACGAAGUAAUGGUUGCUCCAGAUAAAGAAUUUAUACUUAUUGUAAUACAAAAUCCAGUUGAUUAAUUAAACAUUCCUUUUAUACGACGACCAA